UAGGUUAAUUUCAGGUGAUGGCGAAAUCUACAUCUGGGAUGUGAAUUCAAGGACAUGUCAGAAAAAGUUUUUCGACAAAGGCUGCGUUUCUGGUCUUUCUUUGGCACUAUCGAAUGACGAUCGUUUUCUGGCUGCUGGAUCUGCUUCCGGCGUCGUCAAUGUUUAUAACAAUCAAACGGUGUUGACCGAGCGUUCUCCGAAACCAGUGAAAGUUCUCAUGAACUUGACCACGCAAGCCAACGUCUUACGUUUUAAUCCUCAGGGUGAAAUAUUGGCAUUUGGUUCAUAUGUGAAGUUCAACUCACUAAAACUGGUCAGUAUACAUAUUUUUCCUACGUUCUGCUUAUUGAUCACAUGGUUGCAGCUGAACUGUGCGAAGAUGACUGUGUUUCAAAAUUUUCCAUUGGUCGGCAACAUCGGAAGCAUACAGUGUGCGGAUUUUUCCCUCAACAGCGGAUACAUGUGUCUUGGCAACUUCCAUGGCAAUUCAAGCCUUUAUCGGAUUUCUGAAUAUGACAGUUAUUAA
This is a messenger RNA of Soboliphyme baturini, 526 nucleotides long. The record is from the annotation of a GenBank genome assembly. NCBI's taxonomy places the organism in Eukaryota, Metazoa, Nematoda, Enoplea, Dioctophymatida, Soboliphymatidae.